CAUUCUUGGUAGUAAAGAAAAUUACACUAUUUCUGAAACUGUACUUCAUGAUCUUCCUGAUUUAAUGACAGCUGAUGACAUAAAUCUUGUUUUUUGUCAUGAAAUACAAGUUGAUUUUGAAGAUAAUGAAAGAACCAAACAAGACAACAUUAUAAGCCCUAUAAAGGAUAAUCCAGCAUCCUUAUCCGAUAUUCUUAGGAAAGCAGAUUCAAUCAUUGAGAAGAUUAGCGUGGAUGAUGACAGAAUUAAUGAAAUUGAAAAUGCCACAAGAGAACAGUCGAGGAGCUCCCAGUGGCAUGCUGAGCGCUUCCCUAGAAUCACUGCAUCCAAGUGUAAGCGUGCUCUUAUAAAAGAAACAACAAGCCCCACCAAAGCCAUGCAAGAAAUCCUCUGUUACAACAAAGCCUUUCAAUCACAAUACAUGAAGGAUGGAGUCAAAUCAGAACUGGAAAUUAUUAAUCAAUAUUCUAAAUGCACAGGGAAUGAAGUACAGCCAUGUGGAUUUUUUGUAUCCAAGUCCCAUCCAUUCUUGGGUGCCUCACCAGAUGGACUUGUUGGUGAUAAUGGUUCCAUUGAAGUCAAGAAAAUUCAUCCCCAGGACAGUGAAACACUAGAAACUGCUCUCUUGAGGCUUAACAUUGUGAAAGCUACUGAUAGCAUAAAUGAAAACCAUCCAUACUAUUAUCAAAUUCAACAGCAGUUGUUUUGCACUGGAAGAAAGUGGACAGAUUUUAUUGCUUCAGAUGGCAUCAAGUUAUUUAUUAAACGAGUAGUAUACAACCCUGAGUUUUGGAACACUAAGUUGUCAAGACUUGAGCAAUUUUAUUAUAAUGUACUGCUACUGGAGCUUGCGUACCCUAGAGUGAAGGAUGGUUUGGAAAGGAUAGGUAAAUUAGGCAUUGAUUUCUCCACUUUAUCUACCUUAAGGCAAGAGUAACGAUAUUUCAAUCUGCUUUGGAAGUAUGGGUGAACUAUGCAUUGUUUUUUCCUACUUUAUCAAGGGAUAUAGAAUCAAAAUUGAAAGGAAGAUUACGAUUAACCAUAAUGAAAAUCACU
Molecule: messenger RNA, 1056 nt
Organism: Stylophora pistillata
Lineage: Eukaryota; Metazoa; Cnidaria; Anthozoa; Scleractinia; Pocilloporidae
Source: RefSeq, a predicted model, not a curated record